Messenger RNA from Diabrotica virgifera virgifera (western corn rootworm), 6487 nucleotides. RefSeq lists its product as uncharacterized. Gene Ontology annotation, biological process: poly(A)+ mRNA export from nucleus. The record is from RefSeq and is a predicted model, not a curated record. Gene Ontology annotation, cellular component: nucleus. The coding region runs from base 37 to 6378 and encodes 2113 amino acids. NCBI's taxonomy places the organism in Eukaryota, Metazoa, Arthropoda, Insecta, Coleoptera, Chrysomelidae. Gene Ontology annotation, molecular function: protein binding; RNA binding. The transcript is spliced from 22 exons.
ACAGUUGACAGAUAAUAAUAAACUUAAGUUUUGUUUAUGUCGGAAGUCGAAGUUGAAGUAUUAUUUUUUAAACAGUAUUUAAUAGUUAUUAAAAGAUUUGUUGAUAACAUUAGAGUUACAAAAAUGGGAAGAAAGAACAAGUCGCGUAAGAAGGACCGUUCAAAGAGUAGUUCCCAGAGCCCAGAACCCUCUCUGCCUUACUUUACUUUGAAGGCAUCUACUACUAUGACUGAAGGCUUAGAGAACAUAUUAAUUAAAGUGUGUCAAGAUGAAACUUACUAUCAUAAAUUCAUAAUUACUGGAAAAAAUCGCACUUCAAGGAGAAAUAUUUUUAAAUCACUAAUGGAUAUAGUAAACAUUGACACAUUCCAGCCUAUUAAUUUUUUUGUAUCACCGCAAUCCACUUCGUUUUUAGCGAAAUCUUGUUUAGACGUUAUUAAGAUGAUAAUUUACCAUAAGUUUAAGAUACCAGACUACAGCGAUAGAAAGAGAAUUUUAGAAUUCACUAUACUGAUCAACUUUGCGGAAGCAAAGAAGCAACCUGUUACAGAAUUCAUUGGUGCUAAUCUUUGGGAUGUAAUAAAGAAAAGGAAAACUUCUGAGUCCGUAAAUUUAAAUAACUUCUGUGAAGAUUUAGAUUUAGAUCAUUUCUACUUAUUAGAUGAUAAUAAAACGUUGUUGCUAAUACUUAGCUGGAUUGCCAAAUGGGAUCCCAAAGAAGUUAUUCUAUCGAACAAUUACAUAUCGGACUUAACACAUUUUAUUCUAUUGAGCAAAAGUGUGACAUCUUUAGACUUAAACAAUAAUUUGAUACGCGAUGUAGAAUCCUUAAAAGUAUUAGGUUUCUUCAAAAAAUUAACAGCUUUAGACUUACGUGGCAAUCCUGUAUGUGACAAUUUUGACUAUGCUUGGCAGUAUAAGCUUGAAAUACGGAAAAUUUGUCCAAACUUAACUGUGUUGGAUGGUGCGGAUGUUUACGAAAAUGUAAAUUUUGACUACAAAAAAAAUUUUGUGUGUUGCGAUGAUGCUGGGGAGCUAACGUCUGUAUUCCUCGAACAUUUCUUUACUUUAUAUGAUUCUCCCGAAAGAUAUGGUCUGUUUCCAUUAUACAACAGUCUUGCUUUGUUUUCAGUAACUGCUAGUAUUAUCCCGAAUCAGGCAAACUCAGACUCAGUAGACUUAAGACACUAUGGCUUAAACGAACCUUACGUUGUUAGUAAGGUAUCUGAAAUAAUGAAGCUUUUUGCUGAAUUUCCUAGAUCAUACCAUGAUCCAUAUCCCAUGGUUUCUGACGUAAUAUUAUUUACGAAAACCACUGCUUGUAUAAUAGUCUCUGGAAUAUUCAGGGAACUGAGACAGGUACUAUCGUUCACAAGAAGCUUCUUCUUCUGGCGUGUAGGGGAUGUAUUUCGUAUCACAAACGAACAGCUACACGUCAGUAAUGCGACAGAUUUUCAGAUGGGUUGGAGCUUUACCUUUCCUGUGGACGUGAAAUAUUUUGGUAACCCACUACCUUAUCACUACGACCAGUACGAGAAACUGGAGGAAGUACUAUGUAAAAUAACAAACAUGAAUGUGAUAUAUGCAAGAAAAUAUUUGGUGUACUGCAACUAUGACUUGAAGAGAACUCUGCAAGUGUUUUCACAGCUUCAUGUUAAUAACGAGGUACCGGCUGCAGCUUUUGAAUUCAUGAAGGAUGACGAGGUUUUAUCAAAUAAACUAAAAAUGCCGCUUAACAAGUACCUUAGAAAAAAAGUGAUGGAGGAACAACAAAAUGUUACCCCAAAAUCAACUUGGAUGACUCUCAACAGAGAACGCAUAAAAUCUUCAAACGACGCACUACCUGAAACGUUAGUAGGAAAAUCGGCAGUAGUGAAAUUGUACAGAACUCCAUAUAAUAAUCAAGCCCGUUCAAAAGUCCUGCCAACUCGUCCAAACGUAGUUGAAAUUAAAGUUUUGUCUCAUUUUGAACAAAAUCAGUUGCUUCAUACUGUACCAAAGACACAAUGGUCCAUUCAACAAGAACCAUCGGUCACAAUGCCCGUGCCUCCUAAAGAAAUUGUGAAAAAAGCACCCAGUACAGGAUUUGCUGUACCAGCUUCUAAAGCUUCUAAAGUUGAUACAGCAAAGAAUGAUCCUUUGGUUGACUUGGCAAAUCGCAUGGCUCAAUACAAAGAACUGGCCCUCAAAGCUAUCGAAGAUCUGAAAGCAAAAGAAACAUCGGCAAACCCUAUGGCUUCAAAUCCAAUGAUUGGUUCCGCUUCCAAUUUGCAACAAGUAUCUAAAGUAGGGUUACAAGAUUCUGCUUCAAGGGUUGAAGAGAAUUCGCCAUCUUCGAGUAAACAAUCUAGGUAUGAAUCAACAAGUCCUAAAUCAGAUGAAAAUAAAAAGUUCUGGGAAAUGUGGAAAUCUGGUGUAUCCAAUGUGCAAAAACCAUCAGCCAGUGUAGCACCACUUGUAAAGGGUACAAUUAAUAAUGACAUCAUUCAGAAGAUGAAAGAAAACAUACAGGAAGAAAAAGCAUGCGCCGAGAAGAUAAAAUCUAAAACAUUCGAAAAAGAAAAAAGGAUAGCAUCCUUCAAAGAAAGAAAAAAUGUAUCUGCAGACGAAGUCACAAAUUCUUGUACGGAACACAGAGAGCCUAAGGAUACUGAAGUCAUACAGUCGUCUAAAGACACUGAAGUCAAACUGUCGGAAAAGGCUGAAGUGAGAACACCUUGUAAAGACACUGACAACAGAGACGAUGAAAUUAAACCGAAAACAUCUAGAAAGAGAAAAUCUACAGACUCUAGACGUAGUGAAGAGAGAGAAUCUGAAGGCGCUGGAGUAAGAAAAGAUACUGAGGUUACAAAGUCUUCUAGAUACACUGAAAAAAGAGAAUCUGAAAAGAGUCUGAAGACAGCUGACGUCAAACAAUCUCAAUCUUCUGAAUCUAAAACUACCCAGGUCAAACGAUCUCUAGCAGUUGCUAAGGAAAAAUCUAAUGCAGCUGAUGUAAAACAGUCUCAACUAGAUGAUGUAAAGAAACAGUCUCAAAAAACUAACUUUAAGGAGUCACGCGUACUGUCCGAACCAACCAAUACCGGAAAACAUGGAUCUGCUGCAGAAAAAGAAGAACAAAACGCUGCGCAGAAGACUGAAAAACGCUCGAAUAUGAGAGAUAAGCAAUUGCAUUCUGCCAAAACAACGAAGACUUCUAAAGAUUCAGGUACAUCUUCUGCAAAAGCAUCUGAUAAAUCUGAACCAAAGUUGUCCACGAAGUCAAAAACUGGCGCAGUAACUCUGGAAGAAGCAUCUAAAACAUCUGACGAUUCUCCAAACGAAAAAAUAUCUGCGGAACAUAAGAUGUCCGAGGUGGUAAUUGAUUUAACUGAAUCACCUACUAGGAAAAAAAUAUCUAGUGGAACGGAUAAAGCUACAGAAAAGUCUACAGCAGCAUGUUCUGAAAACAUAAAUACUGAAGAGAUGUCACCCAAGGUACCAAAAUCUACUACUGUAGAGUCGCUAGAUAAUUCUAAGCAUUUAAAAUUACCUGCACUGCAAAUCAAAUUGGAAGCAAUCGAUGCAGUACGGAAGAAAGAAUUUCCUCAACAAAUUGAUCUUCAACAGAAGCUUCUUGAUUUAGAGAACGAUAGACUUCGAUUGGUGCAACUUGUAAAUACAUGUAAAUCUAAAGAAAAUCUGGACACCAAAACAAACUCAACAACAUCUGAAAGUAUGGAAGUUUCUGGUGAAUCAAAAAUAUCUGUCGAAGAUGCUGUCGACCCAGCUGUCAAAAAGCUAAAAUUGUCGACGGAUACAACUACAGAUGAAUCUCCCAUCGAAAACAAAUUCAAACGUCCACAUCCAAAAUCAAAAAGCAAGAGACGCUUGAGUCCAAAGAGAGAACAAAAAGAUGAACUUAAAGAACUGGAUAGUUCUGAAAUAGAACAUAAACGAGAAUUAGUUGUGAAGUUGCAGAGAAUGACAAUAGAGGAAAUUAAGCGAAUGGUACCAUAUCAAAAUUUACCAUCCUAUUUUAUUAAAUUUGCUGAAGAAAAAAAACCAGCUCAAGAUUUCGUACCAAAACCAACGGUAUAUAGCGCGGAGGCUAAACCAAUGCUAUAUAGCGUGGAGACGGAACCAGCGGUAUAUAGCGAAAAAGCUGAACCAAGAAUGAAAAUGAAAUCACUUAAAAUUCUGCUUUCCAGAAUAUCUAUUGAAGAUAUUAAGAAAGCCUCUUUAAGACCAUCAUCUCAGCCAAAGAGCGAGGAUAAUGUAACAAAUAAAAUGACUGUAUCUACAAUAAAUCCUGUAGAAAGUAACUCACCCACACCUAAGCAAGAGAAAACCAGUAAUACUAAAAUAGAUGAUAAAGAACAAAAACAGCUAAAGUCAGCAUCUCUGAAAAUGGAGGAGGAAACCAUCGAAAUUGUCUCUGCAAUAAAUCCUGUAGAAAGUAACACAUUCACAUCUUGUCAGAUAUCUAAGCAAACGACAAGCAAUAAUACUAAAACAGAUGAUACAGAACAAAAACGGCUAAAAUCUGCGCCUACGCAACUGGAGGAGCAAACCAUCGACAUUGUCUCUGCAAUAAAUCCUGUAGCAAGUAACCCAUCCACAUCUUUCCAAAUAUCUAAACAAGAGAAAACCAGUGAUACUAAAACGGAUGAUACAGAACAAAAACUGUUAAAAUCAGCAUCUCUGAAAAUGGAGGAGGAAACCAUCGAAAUUGUCUCUGCAAUAAAUCCUGUAGAAAGUAGCACAUCCACAUCAUGUCAGAUAUCUAAGCAAAAGACAAGAAAUAAUACUAAAACAGAUGAUACAGAACAAAAACGGCUAAAAUCUGCGCCUACGCAACUGGAGGAGGAAACCAUCGACAUUGUCUCUGCAAUAAAUCCUGUAGGAAGUAACCCAUCCACAUCUUUCCAAAUAUCUAAGCAAGAGAAAACCAGUAAUACUAAAACAGAUGAUACAGAACAAAAACUGCUAAAAUCAGCACAUCCGCAAAUGGAGGAGGAAACAGAUGUCCAAAUUGUCUCUGCCAUAAAUCCUGUAGAAAGUAACCCAUCCACAUCUUGUCAAAUAUCUAAGCAAAAGACAACCAGUAAUACUAAAUCAGAUAAUACAGAACAAAAACUGCUAAAACCACUUAGCAAGAAAAAGAAGAAUAAGAAACGUAAACGACCUAAAACAUCAGGACAGCCAUCUGGAACUACGGAUUGGGAUGUUACUUCUAUAGUUAAUCCCGUAAACAAACUUAGCUCAAAAUUUAAAAUACCCAAGUUAUCUGAAAAAAUUGCUAAUUUGAGUUCUGAUAAAAAAACUCAAGCUAAAAAGAAUAAAAAAUACGAAGAUAAAGAAACUAGGCCUUUUUGGCAGAACUAUAGUGAUGACGGUUUAAGUUAUAGAAAUGCUCAACGUAUAGCAGCUAAUAAAUCGAAACGAAAAGAUGAGAGUUGUAGGGCCACUUCUUCGAAAAGGUUAGACAAUGAGGAAAUCUUGAAUAAAAAUUAUGCUAAACGCGAAGAUAACAAUUUAUUGAAAAAAGGCGAUAGCAGAACACAAAUGAAAACUUCUACAGCAGAUAGCAAAAGUAGAAAACUAAUUAAAGAGGAAGAUGAUACAAUGGAAAUAGAAGACACUAAUAGUACAAAUGUUGAUCAGGUUAAAACACAAAAUAUAAAAUUUAAUCUAAUAUCAAAAUUAAAAUCUCCUACAAAAAAACAAGUUCAUGAAAGCAAGGAGGUAAUAACAGCUAUUACAGAGAUAAGCAGAGGCACGACACUACCUACUGAUGGUUUAGGUACAAUUACAGUUGAAGAUAAAAAAUCAAUAGUACCGACUGAAGUUUCUGAAAGUACUGCCCUUGAUCAGGUUAAGCCAAAAAAUAUAAAACUUAAUCUACUUUCAACAUUCUCAAAAAAACCAAUUGAAGAAACAGCAACAUACACUGAUAGUUUAGGUACAAUUAUUACAGUUGAAGAUGAAAAAUCAAUAGCGCCAGUUGAAGUUUCUGAAAGUACGGCCCUUGAUCAGGCUAAGCCAAAAAAUAUAAAACUUAAUCUACUAUCAACAUUCUCAAAAAAACCAAUUGAAGAAACAGCAGCACAUACUGAUAGUGGUUUAGCUUCAAGUAAUACAGUUGAAGCUGAAAAAUUAAAGAAUAUAGUUGAGAGUAGCAAACCACCUGAAACACAAACGGAAAAAGCAUUGCCAUCUGAAGCUAGUAAGGAUUCGACUUCCACAGCUGAUAAAUCACACAAUGAAGCUUCUAAAAUUGCUGAAAAAGAUCAUACUAAAGGAAUGGAGAUCCCAAGGAUUUCAUUUUUAAACAUGGAAGUAACCGCUUCUUCAGACGAAGAUGAUGGGGAUUUAUUUAGUUUUUUUAAAGAUUAGUCUGUAGGAGUGUAGUUUUUUACUUAUGUGAUAAUAAAAACUUGUAAUAUGGUAAUAUUAUAAAAAUAUAAUUUGUUUAAGAAAUUAUUAAAUUAGGUAAAAAGUAUAA